Messenger RNA from Ectocarpus siliculosus, 1266 nucleotides. The record is from the annotation of a GenBank genome assembly. NCBI's taxonomy places the organism in Eukaryota, Phaeophyceae, Ectocarpales, Ectocarpaceae.
AUGCUAUCACUUUCGUACAGUCUGCCCCCGCCCCACUUCAGGUUUAGUCUAGUCUGUCGUGCAGUUCGUUCGGUUAACAACAAGUCUGGCGCUUGUCCUCACCUCCCGCAGAUCAACGAACAACCAACAAUCUCCUGCGCUGCCUUGGGAGCACGUUUAGUCCAACUGCGCCCCGGGCUCGGAAAAGCAAGGGCUAAGCAGUUGGCUUUGGCAGCAUGCCGCUUCCCUGAUAAGCAGGUCUACCUCGAAGAGAUGCACGCCUUGUUGAAACGCCGAUUCGGCCGCUGCCGGUCCAGCGGCCGAGACUCCUUCGACGGAAGACACGCAUCAAGAUGCGCUGCUACUGCAAACCCUUACGGUGUCCACGAUGUCUGUAGCGCUUUGGCGAAGGUAGCCACGACGGGAGCGACGGUUUCGUCGUCGUCGUCUUCCUGCGCCGCCCUUAAAAGGGUCCGGCGGAAGCUGCUUGUCGGGGAGGGGGGGCUGGCCCGUCUGAGGGCCGCCCUUUUUUCUGUCGGCGGCGGCGACGACGGCCGUCACGGUGUCGGCGAGAGGGGAACCCUGACCAAGGACGAGUUGCGGCGUGCACUAACGAUGACCAGGAGUGCAGGGUCCAGUCCCCCUUCCACCAAAGACGUGGACGAUCUGUUCACCAUGUUUUCCGGCCGAACUCCCUCGGGCAGUGUUGGCGGAGCAAGGGUGGACGCAGUGACCGUUUUUCGCGGUCUGCGGGGAGAGCUGAGCCCGUUCCGUGAGAAGGUCGUGCGGGACGUGUUCAACAGCUUGCUCAGAAGCAGCAACGCAAGCCCCAACAUUAAUAGCAGCGACCGCAGGAGGAGUUUGGUAGACGUCGAAGAGCUACGAAAAGCACACCGCAGCGGCAGCGGCAGUACCGACGGCGGGGACGGCAGAGGGUGUUUCCUUCAGAAGGAAAUCUCCGGAAGCCCCAGCAAACCGGGCGGCGGCAGCAAGUCAGGUCUCAGGGAAUGGUGUUCCUCCUUGGAAGAUGGUACUGGGCCAGGGUGUACGGAGGGCGUGCCACCCCAGGCGGCAGCACUUUCUGACGCUGUGGAGAACAGGGACACGACGAGAGGACGGAGGACGGUCAAAGGGGUUUCCCUCGAGCAAUUCCUAGAAUACUACAGCCCUCACCGAGGAAAGCUUGCUACGCAUUUGGAGACAAAGUUCGCUUUUGAAACGUUUCCGAGGCAGACGAUGGUGUCUGCAAAACAGCAACACGCACGUUUGCACCCUGUAGACGUUUAA